GUCCUAACAGUGGCGCUAUCCUUAUUUUGUGUGUUUCCGGGUCAAGGCAGUUUAUUCUGUUUUGAAGUCGCGAGGCAAAGACGGUCAACUGUACAACUUCCUGAAUGCAGACAAUACGAACGUCCUUCAUAUGAGAUAUAUUUGAUCGUCAUUACUUACUAGCUAGUAGUUGUGUAAUAAAAUCGUGUGUGCGAGACUGGUGUUUUGGUUUACGUAUCCUCUAGUUUUGGUAGGAACGUGCGCUGGGUAAAGAGAAUGUUGAGGCCACGGUCACGAUCGCCCCACUAUUCUCACAGAGUUAGUCCGCGCAGGCAGGAUGGUCGUCGGUUCCCCUGGGACGACCCAGACUUCAACCCCCAGCAGGUGUUGGCUGACCUGGGCAGGCUGCCUGGGGAGGAUCAGUGGGUUCGCUUCAUGGACGAGAUCCACCCAGAUGGCCCAGAGGGCCACAGAAGACCUGUGUCCCCAGGCCUCCACAGGCUUGACCACCACCUCCCCUCAGAGGAAUUCCACCGUCGCAGAAUCCCACCGGCACCUCACGAGCUGGGCUACGCCGAGCGCAGAAGGCUCUCCCCCCAUGAUGGCAGAGGGUGUGGCAGGGGAAAAGGAAGCGGGAGCGAAGGGCUGCCCCACUCCCCUCAGAGGCUACCCAGAGAGAAGCUGCCAUCACUGGCCCCGCAGCACCCUCACUACAGUCCUGACCACCACCAGAUAGUGUCCUCUGCAGGCUGGAGAAGAGAAGAGCAGGACCAGAGCCAGGGAAGGUCCAGGGACCGCAGCCCCAGGGAGAGGGUUCAGGGUGGAGGGAAGGGGGAGAGGAGGGGUGGAGAUUUUCCAGGUCCCUAUGGAGACCGAAGCAGAGAUGACAUGCAUAGAGAGAAGAGCACCAUCUCUGACCGGAACCGGAGGGAAGCUGAUGAAGCGGUGCAUCCUGGGUACGGGAAGGAGACAGAGUUUAGGGUGCGCCGCCCCUCGUUGGAGAGGCCCCGGGAAGGGUACGGAGGAGGAGGGCCACGGGGGCGCAGGGGCCCCUCAGGUAGCCACGAUGGCCAGGGGCCUGGAACCCUCAUCGUGGAGCAUGACCAUGGUAUUAUAAACAGCAGAGGGCCAGAACUCUACGACAACCAGAGGGGCCGUGGCCCCGACCAGAGCCCAAGCCACGACCGAUUCAGUCACCGUCACCACCGGGCCAGAGCCACUGAGGAGCGGUUCAGGAAGUCGGGUAGCAGGUCCAAUACCAGAGAAGAGGCCAGGGGUCGGCUUGACCAUGAGGAGAGGAGAGGGCCUGUCCAUGAGGAGAGGAGAGGGCCUGUCCAUGAGGAGAGGAGAGGCCCUGUCCAUGAGGCGAGGAGAGGCCCUGUCCAUGAGGCGAGGAGAGGCCCUGUCCAUGAGGCGAGGAGAGGCCCUGUCCAUGAGGCGAGGAGAGGCCCUGUCCAUGAGGCGAGGAGAGGCCCUGUCCAUGAGGAGAGGAGAGGCCCUGUCCACGAGGAGAGGAGAGGCCCUGUCCAAGAGGAGAGGAGAGGCCCUGUCCACGAGGAGAGGAGAGGCCCUGUCCACGAGGAGAGGAGAGGCCCUGUCCACGAGGAGAGGAGAGGCCCUGUCCACGAGGAGAGGAGAGGCCCUGUCCACGAGGAGAGGAGAGGCCCUGUCCACGAGGAGAGGAGAGGCCCUGUCCACGAGGAGAGGAGAGGCCCUGUCCACGAGGAGAGGAGAGGCCCUGUCCACGAGGAGAGGAGAGGCCCUGUCCACGAGGAGAGGAGAGGCCCUGUCCACGAGGAGAGGAGAGGCCCUGUCCACGAGGCGAGGAGAGGGCCUGUACACGAGGAGAGGAGAGGGCCUAUACAUGAGUCCAGAAGAAGCCCUGAUCGUCAUGGGAGAGCCAGCCCCAUGGGCUUCCAAGAUAGAGGUAGUCCCACAGAGCCCAGGGCCAGAAACAGUGCAUUCCGAGGGGAGAGGGGGGCCCCAGCCCAGGGUGGCAAGAGACAGAUGGGGCCCUCCAUGAACCAGCCCCAGCCUCUAAUUCAGGGAAUGCAGGGGUACCGACCCCGGGAUGCCAUCCCCCAGCACUCCCCUCCGGAGCACCAGGGGUACCAACCCAGGGGAGGCGUCUGGGACAUGGAGCCCAGAGAGGAGGCGCCCGGUUGGGCAGAGGUGAGCGACAAGGAGCCCCGCUGCGAGAAGGACCGGGGACCAGGGCCGCGAGGAGGCCGUCCGCCAGCACAGGGCAGGAUGGAUCCUAGGAAACCUCAGCAUAGUGAUCUCUACCCCAACUGGAACCAACAGCAGAACGAUAUGAGAAUGCCUCGCUUGGGCGCCGGCGAGAAGGAGACGCUCACCAUCAAGGUGGACAUGAACCGGCCUGUGGGCCAGAACAGCCAGCUGUGCUACUCCUCAGACCGCCAGCUGUCGUUGGAUCUGGUCAACGUGGGCCGCCAGCGCCUAGACUUCCUGCCCAUGCUAGAGCAUUCUGGGACGUACCGGGAAUCCGCAAUGCACUCUGGGACUUUCGCCCAGGAGAUCAUCACCCUGGUGCACCAGGUCAAAGAGCAUUACUUUAGAGCUGAUGGUGUGACACUGAACGAGCGUUUCUCUGGCCCCCAAGAUGGAGGUCUGCCUGAGGAGGAGGAGCAGGAGGAAGAAGGACCAACUCUGAACAGGCUGUUCAACAUGAGUAUGUCAGAACCUGAUAUGGAACCUGUCUUCUCUAAAGUUGGCCGCAUGCAGAGGCAGCAGCAGGCAGUGAGAGAUCCCGGAGACCUGAGACAUGACCUGGAGAGGAGGAGACAGGAGAGGCUGGAGGGAGUGAAGGUCACCAUACCUGGAGGCAGGCUCUCACAGCACCCCCUGGCUGCCGGGAGUGACCAUCAGGGGGGGUAUGGUAGAGAGGAAGACGAGGAACAGGAGGGCUUUUCAGGCUGGUCAGGCCCACCACGAAGAGGGAGGAGGUGGCCUGGAGACAUGGGGGGUCAGAGGAGAGGUGGCAUGAUUAGACAAGACAUGGGAGACCAGCAAAGGAACAACUGGCCUCCUAAUAGCCCUUGCAACCUGCCUGGGUCAACGAGACAACAGAACCACAAUAUUAACGGUGCCAACUGGUGAAUGGAAGCUUGGAGCAAUCCAAAUGGAGUCAGUGGUUAACUGUUGAUAGGCUGUAUAUAUUAUAGAUCACACUGCUGCAGACUGACCACAGCCUGAACCACGACCACCUGACCAACUGACAUUCUGUACCACGCUGUCAAUGUAAAGCCCAUGCAAUGUAGCUGCUCUCCUGACAGAGAGAGUAAUGUGGUGGGGAAGUAAGAUGGCCAACUAAUAUUUAAAGAUGCACUAUGCAUAAAUCGUUCCACCAUUUCCUGGUUGCAAAAUGUUUGCCUAAUUUCAGUUUGUUACAAAACGAGCAAGUAUAGUGUAGAGCAGGGGUAGGUAACCGUGCUCCUGGAGUCCCGCUGGUACUGCAGGAUUUUGUUCUGUCUAGGCACCACACCUGACCAACUGACAGGGCCGGCGGCAGAACUAAUCAGUUGGACCAGCCUUUGAUAUCCAUAGGCGGGGCAUGUUUUUUCCCGGGACCAUCUUAUGUGUGCAUCCUCUUGCAUGUUCAAAUUGUAAUAGUAAAGACCAUAGGCAGCUGGUGAGUUUCAAGUUUGUGGAUGUUUCCAAUUUACCCUAGCAUUUCUACCGUUCUCAGUGCCAGUUAUGAUAGUUGUUUUAUAUGCACAUUUCUGUGCAACAGUUUCAUUUCAAUAUUUUAUUUUCUCAAUCAUUGUCACGUGGUUAAUCAUAAAAAUCUGAAAUAAAAUGAUAAAAAUGUCAAAGUUCAAAUUUAACUGAGGUGAGAGCAGCAGCCUCUGCCACAUGAACACAUUGAUACACUGUGAUCCAUUGGCGGCUAAAGAAAUGAGCUCAUAGAACUCCGAGACAGCCUAUAGGCCAAUGCAGCAGUAGGCCUGUAACCUCCAUCUCAACUAAGUAAAGCUGACAAAUAAAAACAGUAGAAAAUAA
This is a messenger RNA of Oncorhynchus kisutch (coho salmon), 4002 nucleotides long. RefSeq lists its product as uncharacterized. Lineage: Eukaryota; Metazoa; Chordata; Actinopteri; Salmoniformes; Salmonidae. Gene Ontology annotation, cellular component: mediator complex. Gene Ontology annotation, biological process: positive regulation of transcription by RNA polymerase II. The transcript is spliced from 11 exons. Gene Ontology annotation, molecular function: transcription coregulator activity; DNA binding. Bases 256 to 3099 code for a protein of 947 amino acids. The record is from RefSeq and is a predicted model, not a curated record.